Molecule: messenger RNA, 378 nt
Organism: Brugia malayi
Lineage: Eukaryota; Metazoa; Nematoda; Chromadorea; Rhabditida; Onchocercidae
Exons: 5
Coding region: 1-378 (125 amino acids)
Source: RefSeq, a predicted model, not a curated record
AUGAACCCAAUAUCAAAGUGCUCACUAUGUUAUCAACAAAAAGCUAUUACGGAAAACAGUACAAGUAAAAUCGGAAGAAGUAUCAACACCAACACAUUUCGAUUUUUUGCAGUUUCCAUUGAAAAAAAAAAUUUUUCCGGGAAACCACUGAAAAAUUCGAAAAUCAUAUUACAGGGUUUGAAUAAUAAAGUGUUUCACGAAGACUCCCACAGUACACGUACACAGAACGGAACCAGUACAAAUUCGAGAUUCUACCAGGAUCGAAGACCAAGAAGUCAGCAAUCUGAACCAUCAAGAAAGGAAGCUACUUUGCAACGGCAUCUGGUGAUCGGUUGCGAACUGACCUGGAGAAGCAUCGGAAAUUCCAACAUGAACUGA